ACUUGAAAAGAAGGCCGAUGAGGCCUCUCUCGAGAUCUAUCAUGUCAAGGCGGAUCCUACUAGCUAGCUAGAGCUAUUUGCCUGUCAGCCCAGCAGUAUCAUCCCCAGGUCACAAAGAACGGGGAACAAUAAGACUUGAGGUGAAGGGCUGUUGGAUCUUUGCAAGAAAUGUAUUGGUGAGCUGCAACGCAGAACUCAUUUUCCUGUCCGAGACAAAAGUUUGCGAGAAUCGAGUCUUUUUGGAACCAUGGCCACGGCUGUCAGAGAUUUGUAUAAAUCCAUCCUGGAGGGAUCCUUUGAUGCAGGGUUUCUGCUCGACGCAUCCAAAGAAGAUGCUACCAUUGUCCAUGCCACCGCCUUGGCUCGAGAGCUCUUUGAAGUCGCCCCAGAAACCGACCUGGUGGGAAGAUCCAUUGGCGCACUGACAUCGUUUUGGUCACACUCUCUCCCCAAGGAAGAUGCCAAGUCUCAAGAAGAUACCUUGGCUUGGAAGUCGGUCAUGGAGUUUGCUACCCGGUCGGAUGAUCCCAUUCGAGAAUGGACCAUUACCGGAAAACUCCAAGUUGGCAGCGAGGAAACCACCAACAACAACAAAUCAUUUCCUGGAACAUUGAAACUAUGUCAAGUGGAUACCUAUUUUUGGUUUGCCCAUGUUCGUCACGCCGACCUCCAUGACAUGGCCAUGGGUACAUACCGAGAAGCCCAGUCACAAUCUCACCAAUCCAGCGGUAAGGGAAGGAAACGACGAUCGCAGCUAAAUCAAAACAACAAGGUGUCAUUCGACAAUAUGCCUCAAAUGACAGUAGACAAGCAUGGAAUCAUCAAGGAAUUCAACAAGCUCGCUCUCAACUCCAUGGAUUUUUGCAAUUGGGGCCUCAUUGGGAAGCACGUCAACGAUAUCAAGUGGGCUCCAAAAACAACCACUGAAGCAGAUGCUGAGGUAGAUGGCAAGAAGGACGAGAAAAGCCCUGGCACAAGUGAAAGCCUAGGCGUGGUAUUUGACCUGACACAAGAUGCAGAAGAAGGCACUGGAGGACUUGGGCUGAUCCAAAUUGGCAACAAGGAUAACACUGUGGCAACCACUGGAGGAUACAACCGAGACGAAGUCAUCACAGAAGCCGUCUUUGAAGCAGCAUUGAAUCCACUAUUUCAGAUCAACGAGCACGGGACCAUUCAAAUGGUCAACAGCGCGGCCGAAAAGGUGUUUGGAUGGACCCGAAACGAGUUCUUGGGCUCGAAUAUUGCCAUGAUUUGUGGUGGAGAGCAUGGGCCCAAACAUGCUUCCUAUAUUGAGCGGUACUUGGCAACGGGGGACACGCGAGUGAUUGGCAAGAAUCGAGAAUUGAUUGCGAAACGCAAAGAUGGCAGCGAGUUUCCUAUUGAGCUGGGAGUUGUGGAGGUGGAUACGUUUAGUGGUGACACGCGAUUGUUCUGUGGCUUUGUCCGAGACUUGAGUCGCAUCAAGCGACGAGAACAACUGACAAAGGAGAUUGUGGAGGGGUCCCUCGACCCCAUGUUUCACAUUAACCAAUCCGGUCGUAUUCUCAUGGUCAACCAAGCAGCCUUGACCGCAUUUGGUUACGAACGAGAGGAACUAGAGGGUCACAACAUCAGCAUGAUUUGUGGCGGUUCCCAUGGUAAGCACCACGAUUCCUACAUUAAGAAGUACCUGGAGACUGGAGAUACACAAGUCAUUGGUAAGCAGCGUGAACUACCCGCCAGGCGCAAAGAUGGCAGUGAAUACCCGAUCCAGUUGGCCGUCGUGGAGCUGGAGCCUGGUCCUGAUGGAGAGCGCAUGUUUUGUGGAUACGUUCAUGACCUGUCCCAAAGGAAACGCAACGAGGAUAUCAUUCGGGGCACCAUCGACACGUCUUUGGAUCCAGUUCUUCACAUUGACAUCAAUGGCAUAAUACAAAGUGUCAACAGGGCUGCCCUGGAUCAUCUCGGUUGGACGCGGUCAGAGCUCGUGGGGCAGAACGUCAGUAUGAUUGUAGGAGGUGGACACGCAGAGCAUCAUGAUGAAUACCUUAAAAAGUACCUGGAAACUGGAGAGGCCAAGGCAAUGGGAAGGCGCCGAAAGUUGAAGGCGCGUCGUCAGGAUGGAUCCGAGAUGGACAUUGAGCUCAAGCUCUCUGAAAUCAACAUUGACGGUGGAAAGGAAAGAAUGUUUUGCGCCUUCCUCACCGACCUUGCCCAAUUCGGCAUGGAUGAGUCGAGAACUAGUUGCUAGUAGCUAGUAACAACCAAAAGUACAAAUCCUCAAAGUAUUGUCAAAGUCUCUGAAAUGAAUGGUCUAUCCGUAUGGUAUCAUCCCGUAAACACUAUCUAGCUAGCUAUCGUAGAAGACCCACCUUCCGAGAUCGAUAUUUGACUUCAUGGCUCUGACAUUGGCAAAGUCUCAUGAUGUAAAGCUAAAGGUCCAAAGAUCCACGGGAGUACCGCAUCCACGUUUAGUCAGUUUUUUCCUCGAUUCAUGACUGAACCGUCAC
This is a messenger RNA of Seminavis robusta, 2489 nucleotides long. NCBI's taxonomy places the organism in Eukaryota, Bacillariophyta, Bacillariophyceae, Naviculales, Naviculaceae. The record is from the annotation of a GenBank genome assembly.